GCCUUCCUGGUCACUGGUGGGUUUUGCCCUGCGAGGGAGGGAGCGCGAGCGCUACGUCAAAACCUUACACCCUCCGUUUUUUUAAUAUAAAUAUACAUUUAUUAUUUCUUCGUUUGGUCACGAAAUAUUCUCUCAGUUUUACUCCCUGGAAUUACUCGCGCAAUAAUAAGUGAAGAUGCCUGCUGUAAGGUAUCAGAGCGGGGAGAUGGUCAUGGGCCGCUGGCCUGGCAGCAGCCUGUAUUACGAGGUGAAGGUGCUGGGCUUCGAUGCAGAAAGCAGUCUCUACACCGUCAUCUACAAGGAUGGUACCGAGCUGGAGCUCAAGGAGCCAGACAUCAAGCCUGCUUCAGGAUUCCAGACCCGGCCUCGCUCUCGGUCCCGCUCUCCGGGCCGUCGGCGCAGCCGCUCUCGUUCCCCGGCGAGGACCACGCGCCGCACGUCCUCCCGCACCGCGGCUGCCAUCAUCACCGAUGCCGCUGUGCCGUCCCACAGGGACACCAGGCUGAAGGAUUCACUAGAAGUCAGGCUCAGUCCCCUGAAACAGACCAAGGCAGCAGUGAACAAUGGCAACAAUAAGCAUGCGAAGAAAGAGGAGAAUAAUACUGCUAGUAACAAAGGUGAGGCCACGGCAGAGGCGGGGCCUGAUAAGGGCCAGUGUCGGUACAAUCUGCGCCGCAGGAAGGACGAUGCAGACGCCAAACCAGCUGCAGCCAAACCAGAGCAGCUGGUGGAGGAGGAUGCCAAGCCGGCUGCAGCCCCCGGCGCCCCCACCACCACCCCGCUGGACUUUGGAGGCAAGAUAGGAGCAUUUUUCUGGCUGCUCUUCCUGCCCUCCUGGGUUUUCUUCCUGGUCCUCCAGGUGAACCAGGAGGACCCCAGUCUGACCAACUCUCCUCCCCUCCUGCCCCCUCCCGGAGCCUUCUGGGAUGCUCAGGCUUUCGGCUUGGUGGUCCUCUGGAUCGUAUUUCAGGCUGUGCUCUACACACUCCCUGUUGGAAAGCUGAGCGAGGGCAUGCCGCUUCGGUCCGGGGAGAGGCUGAAGUACAGAACCAAUGGUUUUUUCGCCAUCUCUGUGAGCGCUCUCGCUAUAGCGGCGGCGGCGCACCAGGGCGUCGACAUCACCUACAUCCACAGCCACUUCCUGCAGCUGACUGCGGCCGCCUUCCUCGUCUCGGUCCUGCUGAGCGUCUACCUGUAUGUCCGCUCCCAGUAUGCUGCCUCGGAGCAGCUGGCCCUGGGGGGGAGCUCUGGCAAUCUGCUCUAUGACUUUUUCAAAGGACAUGAGCUGAAUCCACGCAUCAGAGAAUUUGACCUGAAGUUCUUCUGCGAGAUGCGCCCUGGUCUGAUUGGUUGGUGUUUGAUCAACUUUGCGAUGGCGUUGGCUGAGAUGAAGCAGCAGGGUCUGGAUGCUCCCUCCUACUCCAUGCUCCUGGUGAACCUCUUCCAGCUGCUCUACGUGGUGGACGGCCUCUGGAACGAGGAGGCCAUACUGACCACCAUGGACUUGAUGCACGAUGGUUUUGGCUUCAUGCUGGCUUUUGGUGAUCUGGUGUGGGUUCCCUUCACUUACACCCUGCAGGCCUACUACCUGGUCCGCCACCCCGUCCCCCUGAGCCCCCCCGCCGCCGCAGCCAUAAUCGCACUGAAGCUUGUUGGAUUCUACAUCUUCAGGAAGUCCAACUCUGAGAAGAACGCCUUCAGGAGAAACCCAUCAGACCCCAAACUGUCUCAUCUGCAGAGCAUCCCCACUGCCACAGGAAAGAGUCUGCUGGUGUCCGGCUGGUGGGGUGUGGUCCGCCACCCAAACUACCUGGGCGACCUUUUGAUGGCGCUGGCGUGGUCCCUCCCUUGUGGCUUCAGCCACCUCCUGCCGUGGUACUACAUGAUCUACUUCGUCAUCCUGCUGGUGCACCGGGACGCCCGCGACAUGAGCGAGUGUCGGAGGAAGUACGGCUCGGUGUGGGACGAGUACUGCCGGACUGUUCCCUACCGGAUCAUUCCUGGUGUCUACUGAGGACCCCCCCACCCCACCCUUGAGCCGAGGCCUUUUCUACCUGAUAUUACGGCCUGUGAGUCCCAAAAAGUUGAAUAGGCGAUUGACAGAUUUGACUUUUUAUACUCUUAGUUGUUGUUUUUUUUAAUCCAAGAAUUUAUCAAGUUUGGUGUCUUGUUUCUGAAUCCUUUUUUUAAGUGCGAGACAAAGCAGCACCCAGUGGAGGAAUCGCCUUUUUAAAAAUAGAAUAUAAACUGGGAAUAGUUUCAAACGCUUCUGCUAGGAAUGUCUUGGAAGGAUGUAUAUUUUUGUAUAUAUACGCAUUUGUUUUAUACUUCAAGAAUAUCUCCAUUUGAAUGAUUUUUGAUUUUGGUGAGGUUUUUUUCUCCCAUAUUCAAUAUUUCACAAUAUCAGCUUGGCUAUUUUGAAUUAUUUCUUUAAGCUACACCUUCCCAGUACAACUCCACGUCCAUGUUGUGAAGGAUGGGAUUAAAUCUUCUGCACAGUGGAACUCAGGACACAGAACUUUCUUUAAAAUUUGGUUGCCUUUAGUUUUUAAAUAUUUAUUUGAAUAGACAUCUAGUUGACUUGAGUGUAAAAUGAUUUGGGAGGUUUGAAGAAAAAUGCACUGAUGUGAAAAGGCAUAUUUAGUUUUCUAGCAUACUCAGUCCCCAAGUGUAUUCGACUUGUGUUGCUACCUCAGGUACGCUCUGUGCCGCGCGGGGCCCCCCGGCCCCCCGGGGGCCUGUGUGGGCUUAUGAGCGUGAAGAAUGCAAAGUGAGUGUUUUGAUUCCAGCGUUCCGAACAAGUAACUAUGCACACGAGUCCCCGUUCUGAACCACCACGGAAUGUGGCUUCUAUCUUCAUCCUGAAGACUUUAAUGAACUUCAUGCUGUGACGACAUGGAAGCUGCCGACUGUGCGUUUUUAUGAACUGCAAUUGUGAACCCCCCAAAAAGUCGUUCCCCCCCCAUGCAGCUGUAGCUUAGAACACAAGUAUUAAUUAGAUCAUGCAUCAUUUUUCUUAUGCUGUGCUGACUGAAUUCUUUGUAAAUAGUUUGUUUGUUUACAUCAUGUUAUUUUCAGCGGUGAAAACAGGAAUGUUUCUCAUUGGAUAUUUAACACUUCUUACAGAUAAAUUGGGUUUUUUGUUUUUGAGUUAAAUCUGGCUUUUGACCACUAGUUACAUUUACUCCUAAUCCCAACAGCCGAUCAGAGAGAAGUGUGUUUGAUACUCGUAACAACACAGUGUGCUGAUGAACUUGUCCCCUUGAUCUGGAUGAGCAGGAACAAGGAAUCCUAUCCACCACAAUGGCUGCAAAAAGCUUUUCUGUACAAGAAUUUGAGUUGAAAAUAAAGAUUUACAGUAUU
Messenger RNA from Gasterosteus aculeatus aculeatus (three-spined stickleback), 3363 nucleotides. RefSeq names its product lamin B receptor (gene lbr). Gene Ontology annotation, cellular component: nuclear inner membrane. Gene Ontology annotation, molecular function: Delta14-sterol reductase activity. Gene Ontology annotation, biological process: cholesterol biosynthetic process. Lineage: Eukaryota; Metazoa; Chordata; Actinopteri; Perciformes; Gasterosteidae. The record is from RefSeq and is a predicted model, not a curated record.